AUUUUGUUGGUUGAACCUUCCCCUGUUAGUGUUGACUGGAAAGAAAGAAGAAAAAGGAAAAUAAAAGAAUGGGUGUGCAGACGAUUGAUUUGUUGAAGGAGGAGCUUCCGGUGCACCAAGAAUCUCUGCAUCUCACCGGUGACACCAAGACCGGCCUUGUCCUCGUCGACGUCGUUAAUGGCUUCUGCACCGUCGGUGCUGGCAAUUUGGCACCAAGACAGCCUGAUAAGCAAAUCUCUGAAAUGGUGGAUGAAUCAGUGAGACUUGCCAGAGUUUUCUGUGACAGAAAAUGGCCUGUCUACGCGUUCCUUGAUUCCCAUCACCCUGACAUUCCUGAGCACCCUUACCCUCCUCAUUGUAUUGUUGGAACUGAAGAAUCAGAGCUAGUCCCAGCUCUGAAAUGGUUGGAGAAUGAAGGAAAUGUGACCCUUCGGCGUAAAGAUUGCAUUGAUGGAUUUCUUGGUUCAGUUGAGGAAGAUGGCUCUAAUGUGUUUAUCAAUUGGGUUCAGAGUAAUCAGAUCAAAGCUAUCUUGGUCGUAGGAAUAUGCACGGAUAUAUGUGUGCUAGAUUUUGUAUGUACCACUUUGUCUGCUAGAAAUCGUCGUCUCCUUGUCCCUCUGGAGGAUGUGAUUGUGUAUUCCCGUGGUUGUGCCACUUUUGAUGUUCCAGUUGAUGUUGCCAAAACUGCCAAAGAUGUUAUAGCUCAUCCCCAGGUACCUCCAAUCAAAUCUUUUUAUCGUUAGUAGUUGUCUUGUUCUGAUUUUUUUUCCUUUUC
This is a messenger RNA of Prunus avium (sweet cherry), 775 nucleotides long. The record is from RefSeq and is a predicted model, not a curated record. NCBI's taxonomy places the organism in Eukaryota, Viridiplantae, Streptophyta, Magnoliopsida, Rosales, Rosaceae.